This is a messenger RNA of Amaranthus tricolor (Joseph's coat), 3726 nucleotides long. Its product is annotated as BTB/POZ domain-containing protein FBL11. Gene Ontology annotation, cellular component: SCF ubiquitin ligase complex. Bases 76 to 2988 code for a protein of 970 amino acids. NCBI's taxonomy places the organism in Eukaryota, Viridiplantae, Streptophyta, Magnoliopsida, Caryophyllales, Amaranthaceae. Gene Ontology annotation, biological process: SCF-dependent proteasomal ubiquitin-dependent protein catabolic process. The transcript is spliced from 19 exons. Gene Ontology annotation, molecular function: protein binding. The record is from RefSeq and is a predicted model, not a curated record.
AAAGCCACGCAUAAAUACAAAGUGAUGAUCAGAGUCAGUUAUCUAUGUUCAUGAGUCGUAAAUGCGAAUACGAGCAUGGAAGGAGAAGAUGGUUGGGUGGUGAUUGAAUGCAAAGACCCAAAUCUUCUUGACCACGAAGAAUUACCAGAUGUUUCCAAUCAAAUCAUAUUGAUUUCAACCGCAAUUUCUUCCUGGGACUUACAAUCCAUACUCACUCAUCAUGUUGUUAGAGUCAAGAUCAAUCGUACCAGGUUAAUUGAACAGUCUUCUUAUUUCCGGAGCUUACUCAGUGGAAAUUUUAGUGAAUCGUCAAUGUUUUGUGUUUCCAUUCAAUGGGACCUUGAGAUAUUUCUACAUAUUUUGAGGUUUAUACAUGGAUGCCACACGGAAGUUACAUCUUGUAGUUUCAUUCCUCUUUGUCAAGCUGCACUGUAUUUUGGAUUGGAAAGGCUUGCCUUAGAGUGUAAAAGUUGGCUUUCUGAUAACAUCAUGAACGACGAGCUUUCCUCUCAACUAAAAUUGGAUGAUCUCACUAACUUUUGGGAAUUUGGUGUGGAACAUGCAAUCGACUGGAUCUCAGGGCUGUGUAUUGACCAUGUGGCCAGGAAUUUUAUGUGGGCUUUAUCCUGUCACACAUUUGUUGAUCUUCCAUACAGAUUCCUUGUUUCAUGUGUGAAGCAUCCUCAUUUGACAGUGGACAGUGAGAGGCAUCUCUGUGAUGGAUUACUAUCUUGGCUUCGUGCAAACAUGAAAUCACUGGAACAAACAAGAAAGGCCUAUGAUGGUGAGAGUGACGACUCUGAGCAGAUGAAAAUCAUAACACAUGACUGGACGAGCAUCCUUGAAGAGGUUCAUGUCAGCCUUUUACCACUUUGGUUCAUUAUGGGGAAUUUUAGGUGUUCCUAUUUUUCCAUAAUCGCAAAUCAAAGUGUUGCUGCAAUAAUGAAGCUGUUGACGAAAUUGUCAAAGGAUCAAAAUUCUAUUGUUGAUGCCAGGGACCAGAGAAAUAGGAAGAUUAGAUUGACAGAGUAUUCAAAGAAACUUGAUCUUUCUGGAUGCCCUCAAAUAACCUCCAAAGAUUUGUUUGUUUCCGUGCUUCCUAAAACUUCUGUGGGUUCCUUAUUUUCGGAGGAUAUAGGAAAAAAAUCCGUUGAUCGUGUGUGUCCAAAGUGGCUUUUGCACUUGCCUGCCAUGUCUUUCAAGGCAAUGAUGGAAAUAGAUAUCUCGCAGUGUUCUCUGCUGCAUCUUGGUGCUGUGACAAAAUGCUUUCAGAAGUCAUUUCCGUUCUUAAGGACUCUACGUAUGGCGUACUUUUUAGAUUUUGAAACAAAAAGCUUAUGUCAGCUGAUUGAUAAUUACUCUUCGGUCUUGGAAGUUGACUUGACUGUUGAUGUUAGUCCACUGCUAUCUUCGAAUGUGUCUGUUUUAUAUUCUGAUUCUGUAAGUAGUCCUGCACUAAAAAGUUAUUUUGAUGUGUCUCCAUGUUGUGAAAGAAGACCACAUGUAUCAAAUAUAACAAAACUUACGUUGGAAGGACGUAGUGACUUUUCAGAUGAGGAGCUCCAUCACAUUGCAGAAUUUUGCUUCUCCUUGGGCUACUUGAACAUUAGAGGUUGCAUAUCUGUGACAGAUGAUGGCAUUGCAAAUCUCAUACUUAGAUGCAGGAAAUUACACUCAAUUAUAGCUACUGAAACCUCAUUCGGGAGACAUUCAGCUUCUGCUCUUUGUUCCAGAGUUGUAGAUAUUGACUACCCGCAGAUGGAGAUAGAUAAUAAAUAUGCAAAGCUAUCAGAUAUCAUUUAUUUACAAGUGCUGCAUAUAGGCAGCUGUAAGGGUCUUAAUGAAAAUUCCCUUGCUGAUAUUUUGUCUCGGGGACAGAUGCUCAAGAAUCUUUGCUUGAGAGAUACUUCCCUUGUUGACCAAGCACUGUACAGAUUUCCUGGAUCCUCGCUUGAGUUUCUUGAUGUUUCAAACACUCUGGUCUCAAGAGAUGCUUUGUUGCAUAUAGUUUUGAAAAAUCCUAACCUUAGAUAUUUAGAAGCAAGGGGAUGCAAAAAUGUUUGUUCAAACCAAAUGGAGCAUGAAGAAGAUUCAUCUUUUCAUCCUUGUGAUAAUUUUUUUCUGGGACAAGAGUGCAAGUUGGAAAAGCUUUCCCUUGGAUGGGGAAUUUCCUUUCUCUCUCUGUAUAAUUUAGUUCCUACAUUAAGGUCAUUAAAAUCCAUAAAUGUGGGUUUAGGUGGAUCAUUAGGUCCAGAAGGGCUGACUCUUCUUUGUACAUCAUGUCCAUUGCUGGAAUCUGUCACCAUUUUGUUUCAGGUGAUAUCUGAUACUGUCAUCGUGAAUCUCUUGGGAACACUGAGAAACCUACAGGCAUUGUCUCUCUGCUAUUGUAUUGGAGAUGUAUCUCCUUUGAGUUGGAAGCACAGUGUUCCAAGUUUAAGAAAAUUAAAACUAGAAAGGGUAACACCUUGGAUGACCAAUGACGACUUAGCUUUGUUGACGCAGAAUUUUUCAAAUUUGGUUGAGCUGUCAUUGAUUGGCUGCAUGCAUCUUGGUGCAGGUUCACAACAAAUCAUCUCAUCUGGUUGGCCGGGCUUGAUUUCUCUUCAUCUAGAGGACUGUGGAGCCGUGACAGCUGAUGGGACUAAUCAUCUUUUCAACUUAAAGGCUUUGGAAGACCUCCUGCUCCGCCACAAUGGCCCUGCAAUCCUGAAGAACUUUAUACUCGAAGCUGCCUCAAGACUGCCAAUGCUUCGAAGUAUAUCAUUAGAUUGGUGUGACGCAAGUGAAGGUGACUUUGACUUACCAAAUUUUACGGACAAGUAUUCACUUAGCAGUGUGAAGAUUUCAAGAUGCAAGCUCCAGAAAUGCACCUUAGACCUCCAGUACAUAAAGGCUCAGAAAAGGCCAGUGCACAACGAGACUCUAGUACUCGAGUGGAACAGCACGAGACUCCAAAGGACAGUCGUGAAAGAGAGAAUCACGUAGUUAUACUUAAAUGUACGCUGAAUAUAUGUAAUUCUACAUUUUAUAGAAACUCAAAAUCUCCAAAUAGUUUGGAAAUAAGAGUCUUCGCUUGGUAUUUGGUUAGCUGACGAAGCCGUUCAGAGCUGUAUUUGGAUUAAGAUGUGGGUGUCGGUCGCUCCGAGUCCCUACAUAUAAGCAAAUCUAUACAUAUAUACAAAUAUUAUGGGUAUAGGUUGUCGUCUUCCUUCACUCUCCAAACCCUGAUUAGGGUUUUCUAUGGGCGGGAUACACUGGGUACGAUGUACAAUGAUGAUGAUAAUUAUACAUACAAAUGAGGACCAAGGACAUACGAUUGCAUGUAGUACUAUUGUUAGAAGUUUCACAUCAAGUAAUGCCCAUGGACAUCAUUUUGUACCAAUUUUUUUGGUACUUUUUGACAAGAAUGAUUUAUAAAUCAUCUUAUUUUAUGUAUAUUUGAUACCCUAAUAUUUCACUUGCAAGCCAAAUGUUAAUGUCGUGUGCUCCGAUCCUGUGAGCAGCUCAUCUUCAUUUAAGGAUUUUUGGUCAAUUAAAAGAACAUUUUCUUGUCUAUUUGAAGAAAACUACAUGGGUGAUGGUGAUCUUCAUUUAAGAAUCUCUGGGUUUUUUUUAAAAAAAAAAUUAUUUGCUCGUAUAUUUAUUUGAAAAACGAUAUUAUUUGUCGUCAAUGUUAUGUGUAAGGUGUUGCAAAUGAAGGUACGACAACAUUACUCUUGUUAU